AUGGAGACACCUCCUUCUCUGCCAACCUUUGAGAUCAAGGUUGCUCUCAUUGGCGGAAAUGUGCAGGCUUCGGACAAGACUACCUUGUUGAAUGUCCUUCUUCGUGACAAGUCGGGUGAGGAGGUAUCCACGACAAUGACAUCGGACACUACUGGCGUCAAUGAGUUUGCAGUAGUGUCCAGUCCAACAAGUCAAUGGGAAUUGGUGCCGGAGGACGAGCCACCCGUGUCGUUCAAGCGUAAAGUUGUAGUGGAAAGCAUCAUCAUCACCAGCAACAACAACAACAACAACAAAGAAGAAGAAGUGACCACCAAGCGAUUUGAAGUAGAACCGGAGGAACGGUUUUUCGAAAUGCGCAAGGACACGCAAUUGGUACUUGUGAACGUUCCAAGUAGUAUCCAUGAAGAAGGAGAAGAAGAAGAAGCUGAUGCUAACAAGAAAUACAUGGACUAUAUCGAAAACAACUGGUCCACAUUCGAUUGCAUUGUGGUAUUCAUGGAUACCCAAGACGACAUCAAGGAACAAGUGUCGCCGCUGUUGCAACUCGUAAAAGACAACAUCGAUUUGCAACAGGACCUUCCAGUGAUUGUUCUGUUCAACCAAAAGGUUGUUGAUGAUGAUUAUGAUUUUGAUGAGUAUGAUGAUCUGGCAGAACAAGAACACAUCAAGCAAGUCGAGGAGUUGGUUCGAAAGGAAGUGGAGAAGAUCUUUGGUGUCACAGCAGAUCGUAGUCAGGAAAACUUCGAUACCAUCCUGGAUACCUAUGACAUGUUGCAGAAUAAUGGUGGAGACCUACAAGUUUCUCACUUUGGAGAAGAAGAUAAGCCUAAGCCAUCGUGGGCAAAGACUUCGCCUUUUUUCAUUCCAGUCACUGGUUUUGUUGAAGACAGUGCUAAUAUUGACACGCUCUUGAAGGCCUUGUCCUUUGUCCUCGGUGGAGAGGACAACCAAAAGAGAAUCAUCGAAGAACGGAUCCAACUGUUGUUAUCCAGAAUUACCUAUGAAGCUGGUUUUGUCCAGCAACUCGAGAUGUUUCACAAACAGUUGGUCUCGCUCGCUUCUUCUGACAAGGUGGUGGCGGUGGAUGUCCGACCAGCCUUUUGGCAAUUGUGCAGCGCACUGGAACAGAGUUACUUUGAUGACUCUUCUUCGUGUUCUUGCAAAGAAUCCAAAACGACCACAACGACGGAGGUAUUUGCCCGCCUCUGUCAGGAAUGCCACGAGUAUCGACGCUUUGUCAUGGAACAAGAAUGGGACACCGAGGCCACCCGCGUGGUGGCGGCCGCCCGGUCCAGCUGCUGUCGAUUCUUUGCGUCCAUGAAGUGGCAUUUUGGCUUUUGUGCUGAUUUGAAACUCAUGUACCACCAGCUCCAACAAGUUUCGCCUCACGCCAUUGACGUGGGCACCAAAAAGGCAUUGAAUGAUACCUUUCAUCGAUUGAUUUCCGAUCUCUGGCGCCAGACACUGGUCGUGGUCAAAUAUUCGGACACUCUCAAGUUCCUGUCCGCUUUGGUGGAUGAAAUCAUGGAAUACGAUAAGCUGGUCCACGAGGCUGGUUUGAAAUUUGUGAGGAGCUACAUGGAAGAGACCUUUGGAUACUUUUUGCGCCACCAUUUGCAGACACUCUGUCAAAAGGCUUCAGAUGGUUUGCUGUACUACUCGUACAUGGAUCCCAACAUUCCGCAGGGCUCCUUUGCGUCUCUUACACCGAUGGAUUGGAAUCGAGUCUUUCGUUCCAUUCUCCUGCUUCGGUACGAUGCACAUUUUUGCCAAGAAUUUGGUAACGAGAUUGUCUGGAUGGAAUAUUUGAUUGAUCAGGCCAAUAGUGCCAUUGUCCCCGAUAUGACGGGACAGGCUCGACUCAAGCCAGUGGCCCACAAUCAGAGGCAAAUGUUUAUGAAGCCAGCGACCACAAAUGCAACCGCAAAUGCUGGGUUGGGAUUAUUAUUGCCCUCGAAUGGUUUCAAUUUGAGUCAAACCGUCUUGGAAAUUCCUCCCUCCUUUUCGGAUCCCAAUCAUUUUGCUCAUGUCGCUUGGAGAUACUGUGCCUUUCUGGAGGGCCGGCAUGUGUAA
Messenger RNA from Cylindrotheca closterium, 2073 nucleotides. The record is from the annotation of a GenBank genome assembly. Lineage: Eukaryota; Bacillariophyta; Bacillariophyceae; Bacillariales; Bacillariaceae.